Molecule: messenger RNA, 2249 nt
Organism: Durusdinium trenchii
Lineage: Eukaryota; Dinophyceae; Suessiales; Symbiodiniaceae
Source: the annotation of a GenBank genome assembly
UAGAAGGCAUGGCAACAACACUUGCUCCCGCAUAGAGGUAGUGAAAUAUGCACUUUUACAGCAAUCCGAACACAUUGCUGCUAGUAAGUAUCAAAACCUGCUAGCUUUUGUAGCUCCAGUGACUGACUGAUCUCAACCGGUUAGCAGUUUGAAUGGCAGUUCUGGCUGGUGAUGGCUUGCUAUGCCGACCACUGCUAGCUUCUGUAGAUGAAGCUUUGGAGAAGUAUGGGGAAUCCUUAGUGCGACAGUGUGGAUAUGUCUAUCAAUUUCACCUCAAGGAUGGGGGCGAGCGCGGCAACUUCACGCUGGAUUUGAAGAAUGGACGUGGCUCGCUUCGUGUCGGAUAUGACCCCCGGGCUGAUGUAUUUAUCAGCAUGCUGGAUGAAGACAUGGUUGCCCUGGGCAAGGGCACCUUGAGUAUUUUCAAUGCGCUUCGCGACGGUCGUUUGCAGAUCAAAGGAGAUCAGCUGGCCUCGCAAGUUCUGGUGGAUGUGAUGCAACGCAUCGAGCGAACGAAGAGGAACGAUGUCCCCAAAGCUGUACCUCAAAGUGACGAGAGUACGAAGAUGUGGCGAUUUGGCGCAGUGCUUUGCUUCCUUGUGAUCGUUGUGCUUGCCAUUUGCAUCGUAAAUCCCUGGGAGAUUCACAGGUCUGCUGGAGGGCCUCGUGAGAUGGAGAUCCUGGCACACAUGAGCCAAGGGAACCUUUGGAAACUCAAUAACGGCAUCGUGAAGAAGAUGAACACCUUUACCAUGAAGGCGUUCAAGACUCUUUUUCCUAUGAAGAAGGCGGUUGACGUGAUCCCGUCCGACGUUUUCCUGGUGGGUUCUUUAGGAACCGGAACAACCUGGCUCAGCCAUAUCAUGCACGGCUUACGAAGUGGUGGAAGUAUGUCCUUUGAGGACAUUUGGGAAGUCGUUGCUUGGUAUGACAGCUUGGCAGCAAAGAACGUGCUGUCCUUCCAGACGAACUAUGCUCCAAGGCUCUUCAUGUCUCACAGGAUACGCGGGAUGCUGCCAACUAAUGCUCGCUAUGUUGUGUUGAUGCGAGACCCGCUGCAGGUGGUUCAAUCCCAGUACGACUUCUUCUGCAAUAGCUCUUGGGCUGAACUUGCAGGAUUGAAGCGUGCAGAGAUGCACCCACUCCUUUUCACUCCCACCACCUUUGCGAGCGUCACCAGCAAUGAGUUCUGGCUGCACAUCUUGUCUUGGUAUACGUGCUGUUGGAAAAAUCCGGAGGUCCUUUGGAUCACCUACGAGGACUUUGUGGAUGAUCCAGCUUCGCAGAUUCGGAUGCUAGGCAAGUUUCUCCAACAUCCUCCAGGCGCCGAACUUCUGAAGAAGUUGGUACACCAGAGCAGUAGAAGCUUUAUGCUGGAGCACGAGUCCAAAUUUGACUGCCAUAGUUUGCUCGAUCAGUUCGACGUGUUCCAACUGAAAGAUGGAUCCCGCGCUAGGUUGCCACGGGUUGCCGAUGAUGCUUCAAUGCAGGUGGACUCUCGCAUAGUGCAACUGCUGGAAGUGAGGUGGACCAGGAUUGUCACGCCAGUCACGGGCUUUAAGAGCUAUGCUGAGAUGAGGACUGCCAUCCAACAGCGGGCUCUACCAGGAGGAGCUUAUGGUUGGACUCAGUCGGGUAGCAAUGCCACCUCGCAUUUGCUCUUUGUGAUGCUCCUCCUGCUUGGUUUACUAGCAGCAUUCAUCGGUUUACAGCCGACACUAUCCAGGUCGCUCGCAACCAGGCUUUGGAUACUGGCGCGAACACACUAUCGACGAACAAUGAGCCAUUUCUCGGACUCAAAGACAGGGAUGAAACACUUUGCAAGCAUUCUGCAUGCUGUGCGAAUAUGUCAAGUCUUUUUUCAAUAUCACAAAGCACACGCAUACUCGAAAGAGAGUGGUUGAAAGGCUUGGAUGCUUUGUGAAUGUUUGAAGUUCAUCAUUGAACUCCAUUGUGUACUGCUUGCUUUGCUGAGAGCACAAUGCUCCAUGCCCUGGAAAGGAAGAUGGAUCCAGAGAUAAAGGCUGCAAGAACCGGAACCGGCUUUGUGGUGUAGCCGCAACAUGCCACAGUGCUUUUGUGUAUAUAGACUCCUCACAUUGGAUGGCAUCGAAUCGGCUCUAAACAAGAGAGCCUUUUCGUGGUCGUCUGCCAGAUGAAAAAGGAUCAAGACACAUAAAGACGACCGGAUUCGGACUGAUUGGUAGUCAUAUAUAGUUGUCAUCCUGCCAGGCAUUGGUAUUUUGAAG